AUGUCGACCGAAGCCAUUCCUGAAGAACCCAGCCCGAGUAGGCUGGAGGAGCUUCUCGCGGCUGCAAACCUGCAGUACUCGCUCAAGAACUACAAUGGGGCUGCCGACAUCUAUUCGGAAGCUGCCCAGGUACAGGAGCAAUUGAACGGCGAAAUGGCGCCCGAGAACGCCGACCUUCUUUUCCGCUACGGCCGUUGCCUCUAUAAAGUCGCCAUUGCGAAGAGCGAUGUGCUGGGAGGACGCGUCGCGAGCGAAGAAAAACCAGCAAAGAAGCAGAAGAACAAGCCGGCUGCAGCAUUGCCGAGCCAAGACGAAAAGCUGGCCGAGGAGGUUGUCGAGGCUGCUGUCGAAGAGAAGGACGGCGUAAAGUCCGAGAAGGAGCCCACCGUCGAGAGCAAGCCAUUUUUCCAGAUCGUCGGAGAUGAGAACUGGGAUACCGAAUCGGACGAGGAAGACGGUGGUGAAGAAGAAGGAGGUGAGGAAGACCCGGAAGAUGACCUUGCAACUGCCUACGAGAUCCUGGAUGUCGCGCGCGUCCUGCUGUCGCGUCAGCUUGAGGCGCUACAGAACUCGGUGAGGGAUACGUCGGACGGCGGAAAAGGCAAAGGAAAGGCUCCCGCAACAGAGCUUGACCCUGAGGAACGAAAGGUCAUGGAGAAGCUGGCGGAUACGCACGAUUUGCAGGCCGAGAUUGGUUUGGAAAACGAGAACUUUGUGGAUGCCGUGUCAGACUUCCGCGCUGCUCUCGCUCUAAAGGAAAAGUACCUAGCUAAGGAGUCUUCGCUGAUUGCGGAAGCUCACUACAAGCUCUCGCUUGCCCUCGAGUUUCAGUCCAUGACCAAGGUCCGCGAGGCUCAAGCUCAAGCUGAGGCGUCUGGUGGGAAGGUUAAUCCCGAAGAGGCCAAGGUCGAUGAAGAUAUGCGCGCAGAGGCCGCCAAAGAGAUGGAGAAAGCUAUCGAGUCUUGUCGCUUGCGUGUAAGCAAGGAGGAGGAAGCGCUUGCCUCCGUUGCCGCCGAUAAAGCCGAAGAAGCCAAAGCACAGAUUACCGACGUGAAAGAGAUGAUCGAAGACAUGGAGAACAGGCUCACUGAACUCCGUGGCCCUGCCAUCUCCCUCUCAGCCCCCAGCAACCCUGCAGGUGCCGACCCGUCUAAUCCUCUCUCAGGAAUUCUGGGCGAGCUGCUCGGUCAGGCACCAGCUGAGGAGCGGGCAGAGCAGAAGAAGAAGAUCGAGGGCGCAAGUGACAUUUCUGGACUCGUGAAGCGGAAGAAGCCUGCUGCCGCCAGCGGCUCUGCGGGAGGCGCUUCGAAGAACGACAAGGGCCCAGAGGCAGCCUCUUCGGCAGUCGGCACUAAACGGAAGUCCGAGGCACCCGAGGAUAGUGCUGUGGAGAAGAAGGCAAAGGUGGAGGACGCUUAG
Lasiodiplodia theobromae is the source of this 1419-nucleotide messenger RNA. Its product is annotated as Tetratricopeptide repeat domain protein. The transcript is spliced from 3 exons. The record is from RefSeq and is a predicted model, not a curated record. Gene Ontology annotation, biological process: CENP-A containing chromatin assembly; DNA replication-dependent chromatin assembly. Gene Ontology annotation, cellular component: nucleoplasm. Bases 1 to 1419 code for a protein of 472 amino acids. NCBI's taxonomy places the organism in Eukaryota, Fungi, Ascomycota, Dothideomycetes, Botryosphaeriales, Botryosphaeriaceae. Gene Ontology annotation, molecular function: histone binding.